Molecule: messenger RNA, 444 nt
Organism: Oikopleura dioica
Lineage: Eukaryota; Metazoa; Chordata; Appendicularia; Copelata; Oikopleuridae
Source: the annotation of a GenBank genome assembly
AUGAACCAAAUUAGAAGGACUUUGAGCAGGAGUUUGUGCUCGAGAAUCGCGGGAAGAAAGAAUUUCGGAGUUUUGUCAACAAAUUGGAAUUUCGGACCGAAAAGAGAUUUUUGGAGGAAUGCGAGUGUCAAAAUUGAGCCGAGAUACAACCUUGUUUUCACCUGUACCGCGAAAAUCGAAGGGGAAAACGGAGAAAUUCGUGAGUGUGGCCACCGAAGCAACCAUGAAAUCUCCAAAAAAGCGUAUCACGAAACAGUAGUUAUUGUCAGAUGCCCAGAAUGCAAGAAUAAUCAUAUAAUCGCCGAUAAUCUCGGCUGGUUCAGCGAUUUGGAAGGAGCAACGAACAUCGAAGAAAUUUUGGAAAAGAAAGGAGAAGAAGUGAUAAAGCUGCAAAUCGGCGAUGAAAUUUUAUCAACUGAAGAUGUGAAAAAACUCAUAAGCUGA